Messenger RNA from Limulus polyphemus (Atlantic horseshoe crab), 2063 nucleotides. RefSeq names its product protein slit-like. Bases 157 to 1545 code for a protein of 462 amino acids. Gene Ontology annotation, molecular function: protein binding. The transcript is spliced from 3 exons. Lineage: Eukaryota; Metazoa; Arthropoda; Merostomata; Xiphosura; Limulidae. The record is from RefSeq and is a predicted model, not a curated record.
AUCGAUCAAAGUCCAAACAGUGCUUCUAGAUCCAACUGAGCAACUGAUACUUCACACGAACAGCAGAAUCAGAUAUGUGUGAGAGACCAGGUUUAUUCCUCUUGUAAGCCGAUUCUUCCUUCUCAAGGUCUAUGAUUUUAAGAUACCUGACACAAAAUGACGAGAAACGGUUUUAUAGCAUUUAUAAUAACCUUUUGGUUGGCUGGUUUUCUAUCUCAUGGGCAAACAAUCAAUGAACUCUAUAAGAAACCAGGUUACGAAGUUCUCUGUGAAGACUUUGAGUGUAUUUGUCCCAGACUCCAAAAUGAAACUGUGGUAAAAUGUAGUAACAGGGGUAUAAAAAAGUUGCCUUUAGGUGUUCUGUUCCCACCAACAGUUUACAAAGCUAACUUUCGAAAUAAUCAAAUAGAGAAAAUUGUUUCAGAAUCAUUCAUUCAUGGUCAGGAACUGGAAUUGAUUGACUUAUCACAUAACAAUAUUGACUUCAUAGCGAAUUCUGCGUUUUCUAAAUUCUCUCAUCUGAAGACUUUAUUGAUAGCUAGUAAUAGAAUAUGGAAAUUAGAAAUAGGUAUGUUUUUAAAUCUCGGUCAGCUCCAAUAUCUGGAUCUCCGGAAAAACAAGAUUCGGUCAUUUUCUCCAUUAAUAUUCCAGCCUCUUCUGAAUUUGAGAGAAUUGCGACUGGACUUUAACCCGCUAAUAUCAAUCUCUGCAUAUAGUUUUCAGUAUCUUCCUUCACUCCAGUUUCUUUAUCUAGAGAAGACAAAACUAAAGGAUGUCCCCUCUAAGUUGUUCUCAAAUAACCCGGAGUUGUUGUAUAUCAUUCUUUCUGGAAACAAUUUGACCGAAGUACCAGUUACAGUCCUGAAGUAUGUUCCUCAGUUGAAAUAUUUAGACAUCUCAGCAAACCCUAUUCGUGAAAUUAAGCCAUUCGCUUUUUCUGAGCUUCCGGCCCUCGAGAAACUAUUCCUUGAAGACAUGAGCGAACUUGUUAUGAUCCACCAAUCUGCUUUCUAUGGAAUAUCUGGAUUAAAAGAACUACAUUGCAGUUUCAACCCGUCCCUUCGCAGUAUUGAUGUGAAUGCUUUUCGGAGGAAAGAUACAAAAGAAGCUGUCACGGUUGAAAACCUUUAUUUACAUCAUAAUGGCUUGACUACGUUAUCGGAACAUUUAUUAAGAUGGGCUGCGCUGAAACAUCUGGAUCUGGCUGGCAACCCUUGGACAUGUGAUUGUCAUCUCAGCUGGAUAACUACUGAGAAGUUACAGCGCUCAGUGAAGGAUAGAAUGAGGUGCUCAUUACCAAGAUCGGUAGCUGGUCAGAUAAUAUCCACUUUAGAAGAGAAAGACUUUACAUGUGGACCAAAAUCCAGCACUAAAUCCAUUGUAACUUUUGUGUUUUUAGCUCUUGUGUUCGUAGUUCUUAUGUUGGGUACAUUGCGAUAUGGACUGUACCAAAAUCGAUGGAUUCAGAGCUGUUUAGGAAAAUGGCAAAGGAGGUAUAAGCAUCUGGAUACGCAUUUAGAUAGCAUCAAUAUGACAGAGACCUGAAGAUGAUGAUAUAGAUUCCUGAUAAAGAUUCUCGUGUUUUUUCACAAUAAAUCGUCCCACAACAAUGCCUACUAAAUAAAUACAAAAGAUUUCCGUAACAUGUUUUUAUUUUACUAUCAGAAGAGAAAAUAGUUUUUAUUUAUUUGAAAAAAUUGAAAAUGUUAAUACUCAGUAAAUUAGGAAACAAAAUGUCAUGAAAGUGCUUGAAUAUUUCGACAAGAAAACUUUAAUAUGUGGUUUCAAAAUCUGAAAGUAUAAAAUGUAUUAAAAAAAGGUUUUUACUCGGUAAUCACAAAUUUCAAAAUUGCGAAACAUUUAGCAUUUUCAAAUUUGAUUGUAACUGAAAUGUAUUCACUACGCCUAAUUCGAGUUCCAGUGAUCGAAAAAAUAAAUAGCAGUAUUUCGUGUGUUUUUUAUCUCUGUCUUUCACAUUUAAAUAGUAAACCUAUCAAAUAAGACUAUUUUACGUAUAAUGUAGAGUUUAUCUCGUAAGCAAUAAAAAAACGUAUAUAAGUAAA